This is a messenger RNA of Lucilia cuprina (Australian sheep blowfly), 4693 nucleotides long. RefSeq names its product copper-transporting ATPase 1 (gene ATP7). The transcript is spliced from 4 exons. The coding region runs from base 313 to 4167 and encodes 1284 amino acids. Lineage: Eukaryota; Metazoa; Arthropoda; Insecta; Diptera; Calliphoridae. Gene Ontology annotation, biological process: monoatomic cation transport; copper ion homeostasis. Gene Ontology annotation, molecular function: ATP hydrolysis activity; P-type divalent copper transporter activity; ATP binding. The record is from RefSeq and is a predicted model, not a curated record. Gene Ontology annotation, cellular component: trans-Golgi network; perinuclear region of cytoplasm; membrane.
UUAUUGUCCGUCAGUCAGUCGAUUUAUUCAGUCCAAAUUGUGGGGAACGGGUUUUUAACGCUUAUUGGAAACGGUAGUGAGGUGUUAGCGCAGUACUAAGAAGAAAAAAAUAUAAAUAUUUUCCUUUUGAAAUGUGAUAAAAAUUAACAAAAUUAUUAAUUUGCUAAAAAUGUUAAGUGAAAGAAAAUUAAAACGAAUAUAAAGCUAAAUAAAGAUAUCUAACAAAAAUUUAAUAGAUUAGGAGAGGUGUUAUAAAAAACGGGAGAAUAAAAAAAGUGGAAAAAAUAAAAAAAUUUACAAAAGCAAUGCACUAUGAACAAAGUAGACGAUAAGACAAACAAUACAAUAACAAUGGAGCAACAACUGCCUUUCACUACAGCGAAAAAUACUGAAAACCUAGUGGAGCUGGAUACAUUGAACAUAAUGAACAAUACAGAUGCGACAAAUACGCACAAAGAAAUACGAUUGCCUAUUAUAGGCAUGACCUGUCAAAGUUGUGUAAGAAAUAUUGAAGGCAAUAUGGCCACAAAACCUGGUAUAAUCUCCUGCCGAGUGGAGUUAGACGAAAAAGCUGGUUAUUUCAGCUACGAUACGACACAGACAAAUCCCACAAAAAUUGCCUUUGAAAUUGACGAUAUGGGCUUUGAAUGCUCUUAUAAUGAAGAAAAUGUAAAUAAUGGACAAACACAUCAAGAAAAUGGACAAACAAAUGACAAAUGCCUGGUGCGUGUUAUAGGCAUGACCUGUCAAAGUUGUGUUAAAAAUAUAGAAGGUAAUAUAGGCACUAAAAAGGGCAUUAAAAGCAUUAAGGUUAGUUUAGAGGACAAACAGGCGUUAGUGGAAUUUGAUGCAACUAUACUAAACUCCAAAGAAGUGGCCGAAAUGAUUGACGAUAUGGGUUUUGAGGCCAGUGUUUUAGAUACAAAUUCACCCCUCAAAAAUAGUCCCAUAAUAACGAACAACAAAAAUUCCCAUACACCCUCAUCUUCUCCCAAAAAAUCACCCACCACCAAUGGUCAUGCUACCACUUUGGCCAUAGAGGAUCAAUUACUUUCCAAAUGUUUUCUUCAUAUACGUGGUAUGACUUGUGCCAGCUGUGUGGCUACUAUAGAAAAACAUUGUCGCAAAAUUUAUGGCAUUGAUAGUAUACUGGUGGCUUUAUUGGCUGCUAAGGCGGAAGUUAAAUACAAUGCCAAUGUCAUUAGCCCGGAAAGUAUAGCAAAAUCUAUUACGGAAUUGGGUUUUCCUUCGGAAUUGAUAGAGGAACCCAAUAGUGGUGAGGCCGAAGUAGAGAUUGAAAUUAAAGGCAUGACUUGUGCUUCCUGUGUUAAUAAGAUUGAGACUCAUGUGCGUAAAUUGAAAGGUGUAACAGCUGCUGCGGUUACUUUAAUAACUAAACGGGGAAAAUUCCGCUAUAAUACCGAACUGACUGGUCCUCGUAAUAUAUGUGAAGCUAUCGAACAAUUGGGCUUUGAAGCCCAUCUACUUUCCGGCAAAGAUAAAAUGGCCCACAGUUACUUAGAACACAAAGAGGAGAUACGCAAAUGGCGUACAGCUUUUCUUGUUUCACUCAUAUUCGGCGGACCCUGUAUGAUUGCCAUGAUCUAUUUUAUGGCCGAAAUGGGCAAUAAAGGACACGCCAAUAUGUGCUGCAUAGUGCCGGGUCUUUCAAUGGAAAAUUUGGUAAUGUUUUUACUCUCCACUCCCGUGCAGUUCUUUGGUGGUUGGCAUUUUUAUGUACAAUCCUAUAAGGCCAUUAAACAUGGCACCACCAAUAUGGAUGUAUUGAUUUCUAUGGUAACCACUAUAUCCUAUAUAUACUCGGUGGCAGUGGUUAUAGCGGCCAUAUUAAUGGAACAAAACUCUUCACCAUUGACAUUUUUCGAUACACCACCCAUGUUGUUGAUUUUCAUUUCAUUGGGCAGAUGGUUGGAGCAUAUAGCUAAGGGUAAGACCUCUGAGGCUUUAUCAAAGUUGUUGUCCUUAAAGGCAGCCGAAGCGGUAUUGGUGGAAAUCUCUAAGGAUUUUGAAAUUACCUCGGAAAAAGUCAUAUCGGUGGAUUAUGUACAACGUGGUGAUAUUCUUAAGGUUAUACCAGGUGCCAAGGUUCCGGUAGAUGGCAAAGUUUUAUACGGCCACUCGACUUGUGAUGAAUCGCUGAUUACGGGUGAAUCUAUGCCGGUAGCUAAACGUAAAGGUGCUGUAGUUAUAGGUGGCUCUAUCAACCAAAAUGGUGUUAUAUUAAUAUCAGCCACACACACGGGUGAGAAUACUACACUGGCACAAAUAGUACGCUUGGUGGAAGAGGCUCAAACCUCUAAAGCUCCCAUCCAGCAAUUGGCCGAUAAGAUAGCGGGCUAUUUUGUGCCGUUUGUUGUGGUAGUCUCAAGUGUUACGUUGAUAGGCUGGAUAAUAGCAGGUUUCAUAGAUCCGGGCUUGGUGCCAGUAGCCAGCGAACAUAAGGCACACAUGGACACCAACACCAUAGUGGUGAGUUAUGCUUUUAAGUGUGCUUUAAGCGUUUUGGCUAUAGCCUGUCCCUGUGCUUUGGGCUUGGCUACACCCACAGCGGUAAUGGUGGCUACUGGUACGGGAGCCAUAAAUGGCAUUUUGGUUAAAGGAGCCACUGCUUUGGAAAAUGCUCAUAAGGUUAAAACUGUGGUCUUUGACAAAACCGGCACCAUUACACACGGCACACCCAUGACUUCUAAAGUUAUAAUGUUUGUUAAACCGGCCGUGUGUAGUUUAGCUAGAGCUCUUACCAUAGUGGGAGCCGCAGAGUCGAAUAGUGAACAUCCCAUAGCCUCGGCCAUAGUACGUUUCGCCAAAGAAAUGUUGUCUCAAGAAUCAUUGGGUAAAUCCGAAAACUUCCAGGCGGUUCCUGGAUGUGGCAUUAAAGUCACCGUCUCCCACUAUGAUUCAGCCUUAAGACAAGCUUGCAAUGCGGAAAAAAUCAUCAAUUUCGAAAAUAGUUAUCGUUCACAUGGCAAUAAUAUACAACAAGCACCCAUACAAUUGGAAAAUGGUGUUUCCAUCACCGAACUCAUUUCUCAUCCUGCUGAAACACAACGUAUACUAGCCGCUCAACAGCAACAACAUUUACAAUUACUACAAUUAGAUGAUAAUCACCCAAACGCCGAGCCAGUAGGUGAUGCUGUUAAUGCCAUUUUGGGCAAUGAAAUCCAAGUACUUAUUGGUAAUCGUGAAUGGAUGUUGCGUAAUGCCAUUAAUGUUUCCAGUGAAAUUAAUUCCGCUAUGAUUGAAGAGGAAUCUAAGGGUCAUACUGCCGUGUUGUGUGCUUUAAAUGGUCAAUUAGUUUGUAUGUUUGCUGUUUCGGAUAUGGUUAAGCCGGAGGCUCAUUUGGCCGUCUAUACCUUAAAGAAAAUGGGCAUUGAGGUGAUAUUAUUGACGGGAGAUAAUAAAAAUACUGCAGCUAGUAUAGCCAGAGAGGUGGGCAUCACUCGUGUAUUUGCUGAAGUUUUACCCUCCCACAAGGUGGCUAAAAUCCAGGGUAUACAAGAGUCCGGCAAACGUGUGGCCAUGGUGGGUGAUGGUGUCAAUGAUAGUCCUGCUUUAGCUCAAGCUGAUGUUGGCAUAGCUAUAGCAGCGGGUACAGAUGUGGCAGCUGAGGCAGCCGAUGUGGUGCUUAUGCGUAAUGAUCUCUUAGAUGUGGUGGCCUGUUUGGAUUUGUCACGCAAAACUGUAAAACGCAUACGAUACAAUUUCCUUUUCGCCAGUAUGUAUAAUCUUUUAGGUAUUCCCCUGGCCUCGGGUAUAUUUGCACCCUUUGGUAUUACAUUACAACCCUGGAUGGCAUCGGUAGCCAUGGCGGCUAGUUCGGUGUCAGUGGUAUGUUCUUCUUUGUUAUUGAAAUUCUAUCGUAAACCUACCGCUGUUACUUUGCGCACUGCUGAGUAUAUGCAAUAUGUAGCCACCUCUAAAGAACGUGAACCGGAUCAAUUGUCUUUGCAUAGAGGUUUAGAAGAUUUACCCAGACGUCGUGCUUCCAGUACCUCGUUGUUAUCACGUAUAUUACUACGCUCGGGUAGCGUUAAAAUGGAUCCUCAUCAAGACUCUUUAUUGGCUGGAGAUGAGGGUGAUUAUAUACAACCAAAAAUUGUUAAAAGUAAAAAUCUACAAGACGUUACUGAAAUGCAAAAACUUUAAAAUUGAAUUAUUUAAGAAAAUAACAACAACAGGACUUUUGUCUUUCCAUUAACGUCAUUUUUUUUUUUUUUUAAUUAAGGCGAUCAGUCAUUAAACAUGCAACAAAUUAUUAUUGUUAUUCAUUUAAAAUAUGAACUAAAUUUUCCUUAUUUUUUUGUAUAUUUUUCUUCACAAAUUUCCUUAAUUAAUUGGAAAGUUAUGUGUUAAUUUUAUGUUUUUGUUAAUUUUUUUUUUCGUUAUUUUUUUCUUCGAACAUUUAUUAAAACAAAAAAGAUAUCUAAAAAACUUUAUAAUAAGCCAAUAAUAUAAACUGUGAAUACUAUUAAGAUUUAUUUAAAUUUCUAAUAUUGUAUUUUUUUGUAUAUUAUAUGAAAAACUAUAAAACAAAGAAAGAAAUGUGACCAGCAAUUGCUUUUUUUUCAGGCAGAUGCUCAAAACUAUAUGAAAACAAAAACAAAUAUAUUAUUGUUAUAAAUCUAAAUAAAACAUAUUUUUUUAUACGAAUCCUUAAAUAUAUAUACAUAUA